UCACAAUAUCAUACAACGAGGAGUGGAGGGGAGCCGGUAGGUGGCAGCCGAGUCCCAUUUCCCAGAUACACAUGGGGGCAUCUCUCUCUUUUUGUAUCCUCACUCUAGCUAAACAUCUCUCUCUUUCUCUCCGAUUUCCCUUUUUUUUUUUUUUAUCUCACGCACGGACACACACAAACAAUACUUUGCUUUCCCUUAUUAAAAGCGACCACUGAAACAGAAGGACGAAAGUAAAGGGGCAAUUAUGGAAAGUCAGCCUUCAGAGUUAAAUGGGUGCACAUGGUCCUGCGGAGGAGGCAUUUUCUUAUAAGCUCCAGAAGUUCAAACUGAUCAGUUAGAGCAGCCAACAUGAAGACUGAACGAGAGGGAAAACAAUAUUUCCUCUCCCUCGCUGCUCCAGUCCUGCGGCUGACGGCGGAGUCGAACCACCAGCAGUGACUGGCGGAACAGUCUCAGUUGGAGAAAACAGAUUGUCAGUGGGAGGUAACCUACACGAUGCCCCCCUCCUGAACUUAUCAAUGCAUUGUCCGUCCGGGUUGCGGCGUGCGUUUUUAUUUCAGAUAGGAAAAUGCUGAGCGCACCGAGGCACUGUCGAGCGCACAGAGGGGAUACGGCCGUGCGCGCACUGGAACCGGUUAAAUUGUGAGCACAUUUGAAGCUUGCCUAAAACACACCGCAGUCCAGAGAAGAGAAAAGGAGGACGAUCAGCACUUUGUGGAUAAUACUCCUCGAAAAGAGACCCCCCUUGUGUUUUCUCAUCGAUGGCGAGGCGAGGCUCGAAUUGCCUCAAUGCAUGCAUAGAUGGAGCCAGGGCGCAGAAGUGACGGCUGCUUUUCGUGAACUAUAACUCCCAUCCAGACAGCUUGAGAUCAAGGCUCGGCGCUGAAGACACGUAGAGAUUGAGCUCUUGCUGUACGACGAAUGGUCUUCACACUUGAAGGCGCCGCUUGAAUUUCUGAUGGGGCUUCAUGGGCUUUUGGAGGAUACUCGCUGGGGGUUUUUUCCUCUUCCCAGAUGAACGCCUUUCCCUAAUGGAGAACGGAUCCAACUGAAGAGAAGCAUUUUAAUCGCUACAACUUUAUCGCCUCUCCUAUUCAAAGGAUACCUAUUCAAACGCUACACUGCGGGACUUCUGUCGUCGAUGUAUCCAGAAGGGAAAACAGAAAUAAGCUCUUGAAGUCCGCACUGGGUUGUGCGGUGAAAUUUAAUCAGGGUUGAUGACUAAUAAGUAAUAGGGACUUGGUGUAAAAGUUGUUUUUGAGACAUAAGCGAGCGGAACGUUAAAAUAACCCCACCUCUGCCGUCUUAUGUGCGGACGGGGUCUGUCAUGCAGUCUAAAUGACGGGCUUUUCGGGAUGUAUCCACCUGGACACUGACCUCACGAGGUCCUCCAUACUCUGUCUUUUGAAGAGAUCACACUUUAAACUCGUAAUUUAGACCUGGGAGAAAAUAAAAACAGCGCUGAUUGCUAUUCGCCAGAUUCACCAUUUAAAGAAAAUCUGGAACCUCCGAAGGUGUAUGUCGCUUUGCAUCGGGAGAGUAGUUUCAGCAAUGGCACUUGUAGGUGCCUCCGUGCUAUGUGUGUCCUGAAAAUAAAGGGGGAAAUAUCCGGUGCGGUAUCACUGUGAGACUUCAUUGCAUGUCAUCGGGACUAAUGUGUGGAUUACAUACCACGUCGUUUUGAGAGAAGGAACGUAAUGAGUCUGACAAGAAAGUGCCACCACGGAUUCUGCAAAAUCGCCUGAGAAUUGCGGAUUUUUUUCUUUCUUUCUUUCUUUCUUUUUUCUCGAUGCAGUUUUUGGGGAGGGAGCUGAAGAGGGGCUAUUCUCCGUCUAAAGCAGAGACCCUCCAGAUCUCGGUGUCAUCGCGAAUAAGGUCAACAUUAUGGUGGAUUGGAAAUUAACAUGAGGGCGACCUGAACCCUUUGGAACUGUGACUGAACCGCCAGUUGGCCCAAAUCCUCUUUCCAAAGAGUGGAAGACCAGUCAAUGAAUUAUGAAUGUUAAACAAGAUGACCUCCUCUCAGCAGCAGCAGAUGAUGCGAGGUCCUAGGUGGAACCGGGCCUUGUCCGACCCUUUGUUUGUGCUGCUCCUUGCCCUCCAGCUGCUGGUGGUGGCAGGACUGGUACGUGCUCAGACGUGUCCGUCUGUCUGCUCCUGUAGCAACCAGUUCAGCAAAGUCAUCUGCACCCGCAGAGGCCUACGAGAUGUUCCUGAUGGCAUCUCUACCAACACACGCUACCUGAAUCUGCAAGAAAAUCUCAUUCAGGUCAUAAAGGUGGACAGCUUCAAGCACCUUAGACAUCUGGAGAUUCUGCAGCUGAGCAAAAAUCACAUACGCAAAAUUGAGCUUGGGGCCUUCAAUGGACUAGCCAGCCUCAAUACCUUGGAGCUUUUUGAUAACCGCCUCACCACCAUCCCAAACGGGGCAUUUGAGUACUUGUCCAAACUUAAGGAGCUUUGGCUGAGGAAUAAUCCCAUUGAGAGCAUUCCCUCCUAUGCUUUCAACAGAGUGCCCUCAUUACGGAGGUUGGACCUUGGGGAGCUCAAAAGGCUCUCCUACAUAUCUGAGGGGGCCUUUGAAGGACUGAGCAAUCUGCGCUACUUAAAUCUGGGAAUGUGCAAUCUGAAGGAAAUCCCCAAUCUUAUUCCCCUGGUGAAAUUGGAUGAGCUGGAGAUGUCAGGAAACCAGCUAUCUGUCAUCCGGCCUGGCUCGUUUAAAGGGCUCAUUCACUUGCAAAAGCUAUGGAUGAUGCAUGCCCAGAUCCAGAUCAUAGAAAGGAACUCCUUUGAUGACCUGCAGUCACUUGUGGAACUCAAUCUAGCCCACAAUAACCUUACCCUCUUGCCCCACGAUCUCUUCACUCCAUUGCAUCACCUGGAGAGGGUGCACUUGCACCACAACCCAUGGAAUUGUAACUGUGACAUCCUCUGGCUAAGCUGGUGGCUUAAGGAGAUGGUACCUGCAAACACCAGCUGCUGUGCCCGCUGCAGCUCGCCGACCCACCAUAAGGGACGAUACAUCGGCGAGCUGGACCAGAAUUACUUUCACUGUUAUGCUCCUGUUAUUGUGGAGCCUCCCGCAGACCUAAAUGUGACAGAGGGAAGUGCUGCGGAGUUGAAAUGCAGAGCCAGCUCCUUGACCUCAGUAAGCUGGAUUACACCCAAUGGUUCCAUCAUGACUCACGGCGCAUACAAGGUCAGAAUCUCCGUGCUGAAUGAUGGCACGCUGAACUUUACCAACGUUACCAUGCAGGACACAGGCACAUAUACGUGUAUGGUCAGUAAUUCUGCAGGUAAUACAACGGCAUCUGCCACACUGAAUGUGUCUUCAACAGAGAACAGCAGUUUCAGCUACUUCACCACGGUGACAGUGGAGACAAUAGAGACACCGCAUAAUGAAGGCUUCACCACAACUGUGCAACACAAGGUGGGCCCCACACCUUCUGCUGGUACAUGGGAGUCUAUCACCCACACUUCUACAACAACCACCACAGUCCGAACCCCGCUCUCAACCAGCACCACUGAGAAGACUUACACAAUCCCCGUCACUGAGCUGGGCGGGGAGGGCUCCCUGAACGGCUUGGAUGAGGUUAUGAAGACGACUAAGAUCAUUAUUGGCUGCUUUGUUGCAAUCACGCUCAUGGCAGCCGUCAUGCUGAUAAUCUUCUACAAGAUGCGCAAGCAGCACCACCAGCAGAACCACCACGCACCCACGCGCACCAUUGAGAUCAUCAAUGUGGACGAGGACUGCGUGACAGGAGGCCCGGGCAUGGAGGGCCACUUGACGCUGCCUCCCCUCGAGCACGAGCACCUCAACCACUAUAACACAUAUAAGACUGCAUACAACCAUGCCUCCACUAUCAAUUCGAUACACAGCUCAGCCCACGAACCUUUGUUAAUCCGGGCCAGCUCAAAAGACAAUGUACAAGAGACCCAGAUCUAAUGCUUUUGUGAAACAUUAUAAAACUGAUGAAACUUCACACAGAAAUUACUGAUAGGACAUUAUUGACAAUUGGUUGUAAGGACUGUGGCUCAAACACAGAGGAACAGACUCGUGUGUUUGGCAAACCAGCGGCUGGUGACGUUAAUUCAAUGACUUUGGGAAUUAGAGUAUGUCUACUGUUUCAAAAAGUGUCUUUACAAAACAGAAGUUAUUUAUUUAAGAAAAAAAAAUAUUGUGGUUAAAUCAAGAAAAAACUGUAUUCUGCAAUUAUUUUUUCAGCACUUAAUUCAUUUUUUUUCUUUCCUUCCUCUCAUAUCACAAGAUCGUUUUACUAAUAUGCUUUCAAACUGUCACAAGGCAUCUGCUGAAAAAGAAAAAAAAAAUCCUGCGACAAAUUGCUGUUCCUUUUAUAAGAUUUUUUUCUUUUUCUUUUCUUUCUGGUAUAACUGCAGACUUUGGAUCAGAUGAGAUAGUAACAUAAUUUCCCCCAUGUAUCAAAGAAAUCUAGAGCACAUUAGUGAUUUUCUCCAGCUGUGGAUCAAGUGAUGAGAUGUUUUGUGGCCAUCUGUAACUGAGAUGAAUUAAACACGUGUUCAUCAUUUUGCAGUGAGUGACAGAACUGUCAGUGAUCAAAAUUGAUAAGAAUUCACUGUUUAAUUAUGCCUGUCACAUACAUUAGGCGCUCUCUGGUAUGUCAUAAAUAGGCUGAAUAUCUUGGCUGAGGGGAGAAAAAAACAGCAACAAAGUCCUGUGUUCUGCUAUUGUAAAAGUUGAGGCUCUCUAUUAGAAGUAUGCUUUUGAUAAAGUAAAUUUCAUUGAUCUCUACGUCUUUGUGUUCCAAUGUAUAUGCAAAAUAUAAUUUUAUACCUAAUCUCAACGUUCUUUUGACUGGAGUCCCAGCAUCUCAGAGACAUCUUAUUAGAGAAAACAUACCAUUAGUUGCAUUAAGAGGGAUUGAGUUUCUGAAAGUCAUGAUGCUGAGGCAGCAAGGAAAAAAUAUAAAUGUGGAUGAAGGAGGGUUGGGAAUAUAGAUGCAGAUUAUUUUAAAUUGUGCCAAAAGUCCACUGUCUCCAAAUGUUUCCAGUGAAUCAAAGCCUCACCUUUACCUUACUGUGCUUUCUACUGUUGCAUAUUAGGAUGACUGCUUUGAAGCCACCUAUUUAACGCCGGGACCCCUUACCUCAUCUGCGGCACUAUAGGGGUGCUGUAAGAAGCUGUCUGAUGAGCUGAAGAAAGAGCUUAAACCCUUUAUACAGCUGUCUGAGCACAUUGCUUGUCAUCUGUGUGCCACAUUUCCACAUAGGCCAUGCCUGGCAGCCUCAGAUUCACACCCUGCCCCUUGCCAACCACAGUUGGCCCUGAGUGGCGAGGCUUAUGCUGCGAGAGACUUCAGGGGUGAAUGUGUGGGAUCGGUCAUCAACCAGAUGUUUGGAUUGCACCUGCCUCUCGCCCUCUCGCUCGGCGACAACACAAUUUACAUUUUAAUCGAUGUGCCCAUGGGGCUUUGGAUGGACACAGCUCUGCAGGGGCUCACAGGCUGGAAACCAUUUCAAAGUCCCCACUUUGAAAAAAUGGUGGCAGGCGCCAUAAAUGCAGGGUUAGGCAGACAUUUGGCAGAUGGCCCUAGGUUUAUUUUUAGUAAGGAAGUGGAGUUUUUGUGCAACCGUCAAAUACAUCAAAGAGGUCAGGGCGCUGUCAUGCUUAACUCGCUUUUGUGUUUUUAUUAAAUAAACGUGCCAUCGGGAUUUAUGUGUAAGAUAAUGCCUCGUAGAAUGUAUGGUCAGAGAUAGCGUCGUGUGCUCUCUGAGGACUCACUGACCUGAAAGCUCAAAGCAUCGUCAAUAGGCCAAGGCCGUGAUUAGCCUCAGAUUACAGAAGAUUCCAGGAAGAAAAACAAUUCAACUUGUCAAUCAGUCAAUCAGUCAACUCUUCUUUUGAGGUCUGUCUGUCAAUCAUCAUUUGUUUGACUAAAAUACGGAUGAAACAUAUUAUUACAUAUUAUUAUUACUAUAUUAUUUUCAUUCCUGUCCCUGAGUAAAACAAGCUUAACAGUGGUAAUAUUCAUUGGUGCAGCAUGUUACAGCGUCUGCCUCCCCCUCUUAUUAUGAGCCUAAUUUCAAAAUUCCCAACAGUAAAGAAGGGUAUAUGUCUAACUCUCGACCAUUGUUCAAUACUGAAGACAUAUUAAGAAAAUCCCAUCCAGCUGACAAACACUUACAGCCCACAGAGAACGGUUUCAGCAAGUUUUUAACCUCAAUAGAAGAUGGUUAUACUCCGCAACGCUUCAGUGAGUAGAGAGAUUAAAUGAGAUACACUUUGCCUCAGAGGGAUACAAAAACUGAAUGGCGUUAAACAUGAGUAAUCAAAAGCCCAAUUUGCACAGGGCGAGUAUUACCUGGGGUACCUGUGACAUGUAAUAAACAAGUGCAUGGAUUAUAUAUAAUUAAAUGUUUCUAAACACAUACCCCUAACACAGAGGACAUUUAUUAAUAAUAUUAGUUUUGCAGGAAAGCGAAUAAUAGUUUUAUUUUCCAUAUUUUUUUUCUUUUUCUUUUUUCUUCCUCAGCCAGAUAAAGCCUUACAGAGGCUUAAGCAGAAAUUAUUAAUGAGAGCUUUGAUACUGUUUAGGAUGCAAGCAACUGCAUCCUAGCCGCUGUCAUACAAACUCCGCAGAACCACACGAUUUAAGAUUUAUUCUGUAAAUCUGAGGGGAAACACAAUAGUUUAAUUAUCCAGUGUGAAUGUGCUGCACACAACACAGAAUUGGGGAAUAGAUUUUCUAAACAAACCCGAGGUCCCCAGGUAAUAUUAGUCAUGACUGAAUGAGAUAAGUGAUUAGCCAAUAUCAUUGUUGUUGUUGUUGUUUUUGCCACCAGGACACUAUUCAUCCAAUGAUUGCACUUAUAUGGAGUCUGGCACAUCUGUAAACCAUAGAACAAGCCAGGUUUGUUUGUGUCAUUAUUCUAUGUUUAAGUUUGUAGUGGCGGGGCUGUGGAUCGCAAAUCCACUCGGUCGAUUUCGGAGGCUGUAACCAUCUUCCCUUUUUGCCUUUAGUUGGAAGUAAAUCGUCUGAAAAUUUCAAUGGUAAAUUUGUUGCAUUUUAGUCAAGCUGUCUCAUGUAUGUAAGAUAUCUAAAUAUUUUUGGUCAGUAUUUCUUUUCUUUCCACACGGUUUACUUUUUUUUUCUGAGAGGGAAUGCUGUUCUAGUGGUAGAUUUAUAUAAAAUACAUUUUGAGAAUAAAAUAAAACAAAAACAAAAAUUUUUAAAUUUUGAUUUUACAUGUGCCAACAACCUGUUCUAAAAGUGGGAAAAAAAGAAAAGAGAAACAUGCUGUAAAAGAAUAAGAGAUUGAUUUUCAUGUAAUCAUACUUUCAUGACCUUUAAAAGAUAUGGAGAUCGAUUAUAGAGACCAGAGUUUGUAGUUCAUACACAAAAUAUGGUUCAAAUAAACUAUUGUUGUUUUUC
This is a messenger RNA of Mugil cephalus (flathead mullet), 7412 nucleotides long. It is a transcript of the gene lrrc4ca, whose product is annotated as leucine rich repeat containing 4C, genome duplicate a. Bases 2000 to 3946 code for a protein of 648 amino acids. Gene Ontology annotation, cellular component: plasma membrane; postsynaptic density membrane; glutamatergic synapse. Gene Ontology annotation, biological process: synaptic membrane adhesion; regulation of axonogenesis; modulation of chemical synaptic transmission. Lineage: Eukaryota; Metazoa; Chordata; Actinopteri; Mugiliformes; Mugilidae. The transcript is spliced from 3 exons. Gene Ontology annotation, molecular function: cell-cell adhesion mediator activity. The record is from RefSeq and is a predicted model, not a curated record.